CGAGACCUCCCCUCCUCGGGCGGCACCUGGACUCCGGCCUCGGGGCUAAAGUUCCCCGCCGAGGCGGAGGGCGGCGAGAGAGCGGCGGUGGCGGCGGCGGGGCGCUGAAGGCCGGGUUGGGCAGCAGCGCUGAGAGUCGCAAAGGAGCAAUGGCGGCGGCCGAGGAGAGCAACCUGUCGGUGGUGGUGCACAAAGCCGGCGACUUGCGCUUGGAAAACCGGCCGGUACCUGAACCAGGUCCCAACGAGGUGCUUUUGAAGAUGCAUUCUGUCGGAAUCUGCGGUUCCGAUGUACACUAUUGGCAGCGUGGGCGGAUCGGGGACUUUGUGGUGAAGAGCCCAAUGGUGGUGGGCCACGAGGCGUCAGGAACCGUUGUCAAAGUGGGCUCUUCUGUAACCACGCUGAAGAAAGGUGACCGAGUAGCCAUAGAGCCUGGGGUUCCCCGAGAAAAAGACGAGUUUUGCAAAACUGGGCGGUACAACCUGUCUCCAUCCAUCUUUUUCUGCGCAACUCCCCCCGAUGAUGGGAACUUGUGCCGUUAUUACACGCACGAUGCCAACUUUUGCUACAAGCUUCCAGAAAAUGUCACCUUUGAGGAGGGCGCUCUGAUUGAGCCUCUGUCCGUGGGAAUCCAUGCCUGCAGAAGAGCUGGGGUGACCCUUGGAAGCAAAGUCUUCAUUUGUGGUGCUGGACCGAUUGGACUUGUGACUUUGCUUAUCGCUAAAGUCAUGGGAGCUUCACAAGCGGUGAUCACCGAUUUAUCUGCUUCCCGCCUGGAAAAGGCUAAGGAACUCGGGGCCGACUGCACUGUCAAGGUUCAGAAUGAGAGCCCUCGAGAGUUGGCAGAUAAGGUGAAAGACAUGCUUGGUUGCAUGCCUGAGAUAACGAUGGAGUGCAGCGGGGCUGAGCCCUCCAUUCAGGCAGCGAUAUAUGCAACCCGUUCUGGAGGGACAGUGGUUCUGGUCGGGAUGGGUCCCGAAAUGGUCACUGUGCCCCUGGUGAGCGCAGCUGUGCGGGAAGUGGACAUCAAAGGGAUCUUUCGAUACUGCAACACGUGGCCUAUGGCAAUCGCCAUGCUUGCGUCUAAGAAAGUGAACGUCCAGCCAUUGGUGACUCAUCGUUUCCCUUUGGAAAAGGCUCUGGAAGCUUUUGAGACCACCAAAAAGUGCAUCGGGAUAAAAGUCAUGCUGAAGUGCGACCCCAGUGACCAGAAUCCUUGAAAAAUCAGAAGGCAACGUCCCGGUCCCUGUCUGUUCUUACAAGGACAGAGUACACCAAAGGCGAGACUUUACUGUUUAAGGGCUUUUCCCCACCUUAAAAUUGCCAGAAAUGUGAAAAAUUAUAUGGGAGGUAAUCAGUCCAAAUUUUCAAACUUUUUAGUCUUGAGUGGAUGUUGAAAUCAGUAGAAGGUACUUAACAAUGACCGACAUGGAACAGAAAUACAUCGAAGAAUUGCUCGAUUCAACUCUUGCUGGGCUGUACCACUUCAGGUGGUGUGGGGAGCAGCAAUCGGUGUGAGCAUCCCUCAAAAUAACAGACAUGUACCCUGGCAUGUACCAAACAAA
Heteronotia binoei (common prickly gecko) is the source of this 1565-nucleotide messenger RNA. RefSeq names its product sorbitol dehydrogenase (gene SORD). NCBI's taxonomy places the organism in Eukaryota, Metazoa, Chordata, Lepidosauria, Squamata, Gekkonidae. The record is from RefSeq and is a predicted model, not a curated record. The transcript has 9 exons. Bases 150 to 1220 code for a protein of 356 amino acids. Gene Ontology annotation, biological process: D-sorbitol catabolic process. Gene Ontology annotation, molecular function: zinc ion binding; L-iditol 2-dehydrogenase (NAD+) activity.